AUGCUUACACCCCACCGAAAGUUCCCGAGGCCUUGUCCUCAGGCUAGGAAGCAAGGUGAGAACGUUGAUUUGAUAGAUAACAUCAGCAUAUUGCAUAAGGAGCUUCUUAAAUGGUACGGCUGGGGUUACAAAGACUCUAUGUUCAAAUUACACGAGGGCAAAACCAUGUUUACGGGAAACAGAUACUUAAUCGGGGGGAAAUUUCUCCCGCAUUUCAUAGAAUGGGCGAAAGAAAAUUUCAAUAUAGACAUUACAAAACCACCAAAAAUUCCGCAAAUACCGACCUCGUAUGCAGAGAACAGACUACCAGCAAAUAUCAAGAAGGAGUUGGAGAAUAUUGCCCUCGUUAGUGUGGACGGGUUGGAUAGACUUAUCAGGGCGCACGGACAAACACUUAAAGAUAUGACACUCUUAAGAACAAAUAGUUUUCCGAGGAUACCCGAUGCUGUAAUAUGGCCGGAGAGUCAUGAUCAAGUUGUGCAAAUAGUGCAGUGUGCAUCGCGGAACAAUUUCGUAAUAAUUCCCUUCGGUGGUGGAACAUCAGUGUCCGGAGCAAUCACGUGUCCCGCCAAUGAGACCCGUCCGAUAGUCGCGUUGGACACCAGCGACAUGAACUCUAUACUGUGGAUAGACAAGGAACAACUGCUGGCUAGGAUACAGGCUGGUAUCGUGGGUCAAGACUUGGAGCGCGAAAUGCGCGCUCGCGGCUUCACCGUUGGCCACGAGCCCGAUUCAUACGAGUUCUCGACACUCGGCGGCUGGGUCGCCACGCGGGCCAGCGGCAUGAAGAAGAACACGUACGGGAACAUUGAAGAGUUAAUUGUGCACACCACGAUGGUGACACCUAUCGGCGUAAUGGAGAAAAGCUGUCGAGUGCCGCGCAUUUCGUGCGGGCCGGAAUGGGAACACGUUGUCUUGGGCUCUGAGGGCUGUUUGGGUGUCGUUACCGAGGUGACAUUAAAAAUUCGUCCGUUGCCACCCGUCGUGCGUUACGGGUCGCUCGUGUUUCCCGAUUGGGAGGCGGGCUUCCACUUCGAGAGAGAAGUUGCGAGACAGCGACUCCAACCCUCCAGUAUACGGCUUAUAGAUAACGAACAGUUUCGUUUUGGGUAUGCUGUCAAAACGGAAACGUCGUGGGGCGGAGUCGCGCUCGAAGGACUGAAAAAGUUCUACAUAACCAAAAUUAAGGGUUUCGACCCCGCCAAGCUGUGUGUGGUCACGUUGCUGAUUGAAGGCACGGCCGACCAGGUCACCGACAGGGAGAAGAAACUGAACGCCAUCGCGGCCGCCUUCAACGGAGUGCCCGGUGGCGCCACCAACGGCGAGGUCGGAUACACUCUUACCUUCGUCAUCGCUUAUAUUAGGGACCUGGCACUGGAGUACGAUGUGGUGGCGGAGUCGUUCGAGACGUCGGUGUCGUGGGAGCGCGCGGCGGCGCUGUGCCGCAACACCAAGCGGCGCGUGCGUGACGAGUGCGCGCGCCGUCGCCUCACUCACUACCUCAUCUCCUGCCGCCUCACACAGACUUACGACGCGGGUUGCUGCAUCUAUUUCUAUUUUGGGUUCAAUAGUUCGGAGUGCAGCGACGCCGUGACUGUGUACGAGGAGAUCGAGGAAGCGGCUAGAGAAGAGAUCCUGGCCAAUGGAGGUUCAAUUUCACAUCACCACGGCGUGGGUAAGCUGCGAAAAAAAUGGUACAAGCAGACAGUUAGCGAGCCAGGCGUCAAACUUCUACUAGCGGCUAAGAAGACUUUGGACCCGCAGAACAUCUUCGCGUUGAGCAAUAUGGCAUUCAACGAGUACACAUUAGAGGACACCGUUAGAAGUAAAUUAUAA
Molecule: messenger RNA, 1836 nt
Organism: Parnassius apollo (apollo)
Lineage: Eukaryota; Metazoa; Arthropoda; Insecta; Lepidoptera; Papilionidae
Source: the annotation of a GenBank genome assembly